AUGGCGAACCGAACAGACAACUCGACUCGCUGUUCGAAUGGUAAAAAGACAAAUGAUGGAAUGAGACUUAUUAUAGCCACAUUCGUAGGAAUAGUUAUCGGUUUCUUCUUGGGGAUAUCUUUCCCUACAUUGUCACUAACAAAACUUAAUUUUCCCUCUAGCAUUCUUCCUUCUGUUGAUAUUGCUUACGUAGAAGAUGAGACACCAGAUGCAUCGAGUGAAACGCUUCUGCACACAUGGUCGUCUAGGAGUCCGUUACAUGGAGCUAAUUCGAGUGAUUCUCCUCAUUGGAAGAUAUGGGUUCCAUCGAAUCCCCGAGGUGCAGAGAUGCUGACUCCAGGAAUCAUUGCACCUGAAUCAGAUUAUUACUUACGCAGACUUUGGGGAUUACCCGAGGAGGAUAUACCUGUGAAGCCAAAGUAUCUCAUUGCUUUCACUGUUGGUUAUGGUCAGAAAGUAAACGUUGAUGCUUGUGUCAAGAAGUUUUUAGAAAACUUCACAAUUGUUCUGUUCCACUAUGACGGACGAACCACCGAAUGGGAUGAAUAUGAAUGGUCCAAGCGCGCAAUUCACGUGAGCGUGCCAAAGCAAACCAAAUGGUGGUAUGCUAAAAGGUUUCUGCAUCCUGACAUCGUGGCACCUUAUGACUAUGUAUUCAUCUGGGAUGAAGACCUCGGCCUUGAAAACUUCGAUGCAGAAGAGUAUAUCAGGCUUAUAAAGAAACACGGUCUAGAGAUAUCGCAGCCCGCUGUAGAGUCUAAAAAGAAGAUCACUUGGGAGAUUACAAAGAGAAAAACCAAAGGAGAAGUUCACAAAGACGCCAAGGAGAAACCUGGUCGAUGUAACGACCCUCACUUGCCUCCAUGUGCAGCGUUUAUAGAAAUUAUGGCUCCAGUAUUCUCACGAGACGCCUGGCGUUGUGUCUGGCAUAUGAUUCAGAACGACUUGGUUCACGGUUGGGGUCUUGAUUUCGCACUUCGUAAAUGCGUCGAGCCUGCACAUGAGAAGAUAGGUGUUGUGGAUUCUCAAUGGAUCAUUCAUCAGACUAUUCCUUCUUUAGGCAACCAGGGAGAAGAACAUGACGGUAUAGCAGCAUGGCAAGGGGUGAGAGACAGAUGUAAACGGGAAUGGACAAUGUUCCAAAGCCGAAUGGCGAGGUCUGAGAAGAAGUAUCUCAAGGAAAUCGCAGCCGCGUCUUCAAACUCAACGAUUCAUUAG
This is a messenger RNA of Arabis nemorensis, 1218 nucleotides long. Lineage: Eukaryota; Viridiplantae; Streptophyta; Magnoliopsida; Brassicales; Brassicaceae. The record is from the annotation of a GenBank genome assembly.